AUCGCGUUAAUUUAUGGAAUUUCGCUCGUUUGAGUCAAAGCAAGAGACAUUUUUCAUCAAGUCACGCAAAAUUUACGAGAAAUCCAGUGACAGGAAGAGCAAAAAACAAAAUUACAAAAGAUAGACAAAAAAAACUUUGCUGGAGUUCUCACAAACGAUCCGAGAUUUCAUCAGAUUUUUGCAUUUAAUGAAGAAACUGAAGAUCAUUCGCUGAAUUAAACGAGAAAAACAUAAAAUUUUUAAAGAAUUUCAAGUUUUAACGAAAAUUUCCGUGGAAAGGCACCAAGUGUGAGUCAUAAAAAGGACAUCAAAACGGGAAUUUACGUAAAAAACUGUUAAACGCUGCAGUUGUGCAGUCAAAGCUCGCAGAGUCAACAUCAGUGACCGAUAAAAGGAUUAAAAGGACUUUACAAAUCGUGAAAAUCCAGCAUCAAACAACAGAUUCGUACACCCACGACCUGCACGGGACGUACGAGAAUGUCAAGGAAAAUCAUAACAAAAUCGAAUUAAAAUACAAAAGAUUGUAAUGUCGUACCAGCUAAUAUUUUGUAACUUGUGUAAACUUCAAAGCGAACUACGAAGGGAGAAAACUUAAGAGAAAAAGUAUGUCCCAAAAGGGGAAAAGGCCGUCGCAGCAACGGCCCGAAAAUGACGGCGAUCCGCCCGUAAAACGCCGCAAGGGCAGACCGCCGGGAUCCACAAACAAGGAUCACAGUAAAAAUGCUGCCUCCUCAUCGGCAUCCGCGGCGGCGCUCGCGGAUCACAACAACAGCAGCGACAACGGACUGUCGUCGUCGCAUGCCGCCGCAGCAAUUGCCUCCACGUCAAAGUCAUGGCAACCCAAACCACAUAACGAUCUAAAGAGUAUCUACAAUCGGAGUGCGCCCGAAGCACCUGCCGAGCUGUUCCGCAAGGACUUAAUCAGUGCCAUGAAGCUACCGGAUUCCGAGCCGCUGUCGCACGACGAGUACUGGCUCAUUGUCGACCAGUGGAAACAGGAGUGGGAACGGGGCGUUCAAGUGCCCGUCAAUCCCGAUGCCCUGCCGCAAGCAACUGUCAACAACAUUCGGGAGAAUUACAUUCAACGGGGACGACAGGACUUUAAAUUGCCAAAAAAUAAAUACAUUCGAAUAACGAAAGACGAAAGUUUCUCACAUGAACAACACUAUUUAUCACACACGCCAGCGAUGGCAGAGUCUGUUUGUGCAUACGACCUCGACCAAUGUGACGAAGCUUGGCUCAAGAUUUGCAAUGGAGAACGUGCAUUAAGUGGACUUUCGCCCAUCUCAGAUACGCAGUUUGAGAGAGUCGUCGAAGAAUUAGAGGUUCGGUGUUGGGAUAAAAUCCAUUCAAUAUUGAAGAACGAAGAAGGAUUCGGGAUCGAGUAUGACGAAAAUGUCAUAUGUGAUGUGUGUCGAUCGCCGGAUUCGGAAGAAGCUAAUGAAAUGGUCUUUUGUGAUAAUUGCAAUAUUUGUGUACAUCAAGCAUGUUAUGGAAUUACAGCAAUACCAUCAGGUCAAUGGUUGUGUCGAACAUGUACAACGGGCAUCAAACCCGAUUGUGUGUUGUGCCCGAACAAAGGCGGUGCUAUGAAAUCGACAAAAUCCGGCACAAAAUGGGCUCACGUCUCGUGCGCCCUGUGGAUACCCGAAGUGAGUAUCGGAUCUGUGGACCGCAUGGAGCCCAUUACGAAAAUUUCAAACAUUCCGCAAAGUCGAUGGGCGCUCAAUUGCAUCCUGUGUCGCGAAAAAGUGGGCGCCUGCAUCCAGUGCAGCGUAAAAACGUGCAAAACCGCGUAUCAUGUGACGUGCGCCUUCCAACACGGCCUCGAAAUGCGUGCAAUUAUCGAAGACGAACACAAUGAGGACGGAGUCAAACUCCGGAGCUAUUGCCAGAAACACAGUACGACAAAGACGAAGAAAGACGGCAAAACGACAAGUAGCAGUAACAGCAAUAAGACGUCCACAAAUGCAUCGGCAACGGGCAGCGGCACCGAAGGCGAAGACGGCGACGGCAACAAAAGGCGUAGAACGCGAAAGGAAAUGACGACGGAGGAACGGAAUCAGGUGCGUGCCGCACGUCUCGCCGAAAUCGAAUCUGAGUUUCAUAAGCAUGUAAAUAUUAAGGAUAUCAGUUGUCACUUACUCGACAUUGACCAAGAAGGUAUUAAUUAUAUUUACAAUUAUUGGAUAUUAAAGCGUAAAUCAGGUAAUAAUCGUCCCUUGUUACCACCAAAGAACGAAGACGCCGAAUUGGCGUCGCAAAAGGAAGAGAAUCAAGAGCAGGAAAAGAUGCGAAUGUUUGUUCAGCUACGCCAAGACCUGGAACGUGUCCGUAACUUGUGUUACAUGGUUAGUAGACGCGAAAAGUUGUCACGUUCCUUCUUCAAGUUGCGCGAACAAACAUUUCACAAGCAAGUCGGCAUCCUUGCUGACCUGCGACACAAUAGCAGUAGUAAUAGUAGUAAGAAAUUAUUAGAUGAUUCAGUUGUAAAUGCAGUUAUAGAGGCAAAUCAUGGCCCAUCCAUCUACGAUAAACUUUAUUCAAGUGAUUCAGUUAGUAAUAUUCAUAGUAAUCAUAGUAGUAGUGAAGUAGCUAAUAAUAUUGAUGUUAUGAUAGAUCGUCUAAUGAAUAUAACGAGCAGCAGUAGUAGGUCGCAUAAGUCGCCGCGACAGGCGACCAGCAGCAUAGACUUAGGCAGUAACUCUAGUUUAGACAAGAUUAACUUAUCUCCGCAUAAAUCGCGUCAAUCUGUAGAUAUUAAUGGUAUUAACAAUAACAAUAAGAAAAAUCUCAGUAGUAGCAAGUCCAGCAGCAACAACACCUCAGACAAUCUUUUCAAGCGCGCCACGUACGUCAAUGGCACGACAACGUCGCGACGCAGCGCCAGUCUGUACAGCAGCACGGGCUUCUCAAGUGAUAGUGAUCGCAGUAGGACGAGACGCACAUUGCGUGGCGGUGCGAAUCUCUCGGCGGCUUCCUCUUCCGACGAAAAUGACGAAGAGAAUCGCGCGCGACGACGACAAUCAGCUGCUACGCCAAUUGUCACGUCGCCCAAAUCAGCCAGCGGCAAAGCAAUUACGGCGCGUCGACGAAGUCAGAACACAAAAACGCUCGAACGGAAACGCCGACGAGAUGCCAAACAAGAAUCUACCGGAAAAUACAAAUCGAAUGCCCUUGUCGACACUUCGAGUGACGACGAAACCAACAAUCAGAGGUUUAAUAAUGCCCGAUCGCCGCGAAAUCGAACGUUGCAACAAAUGGAGAAGGAGUUGCACGACGAAAGAUCGCAUCUGAGUGAUAGCACAGAUAGCGACGAACUAACGGGCAUUUGUUACAAACCUACAUCGUACUCGCACACAACAAAAGUCUCGAAUGCCAUUUACUCCGAUAGCGAUUCCACGGAUAAAGACAAGACGGAUAACACGGCAUCCGAUUCGCAGCAACAUCCGUUCCGCACGAAAGCAGCAAUGAAGGAAUUUAACUUGAAUGCUGUGAGUAGCGCGAGUGCUUUGACGACGGGAACGACAACGACGACGACAACAAGUCCGUUAGCGAAAACCAAACAACCGCCAAAGGGUAUUUUGAAAAAUGCCGGCGAGAAAUCGUCUGUUCUAGUUACCAAUUUAGACCAUAACAAGGAGAAAAGUAGUAAAAGUAGGUCGGAAAAGUCGGCGUCAAAGAAAGAUUUUCCCGCCGAUUUACUUGUAGUGCCACAGCGACAAGCAGCGAAGAAAGCUUCGGAAAAUCUCAUGCGAACGAAUCCGGUGGUGCAACAAGUUUCGACGUUCAACAAGAAAGACAGCAGCAAAAAUUCCGAUGUCGAAACGAAUUACGACUCGAAAUUAUCGCGCGUUUCAUCCGUGGAUGAAAUGUCCGAUAGAAAGAGUCAAAAAUCGAAAAAGACACUUCAACGACAGGAAAGUAACUCUUCUGAUCGUGAAAGUAGUAAGAAAGAUUCGAAAACGACAUCGUCGUCGAAGAAGGAAAAUUCGUUCAUUGAAGCGCUUCCGUAUGUGCCGCAGAGACAAGCGGCGAAAAAGGCUGCUGAACACAUCAAAAGUACCGUACUCAAGCCAUCGGAAACGGCAGUUGUGGCUCCUGCAGCAGCAGCGCCCGAGCCAGAAGUUAAAACUCCCACAAAACGUACUUCCUCCUCCAAGACGAAAGACGAGAAAAAUGACGCGAGCGAUAGUAGUUCAUCCGAAUCGGAUUCCAGUAGUUCAUCUGGUAGCUCUUCAGGCUCCGGAUCGAAAUCCUCUUCGAGUUCGUCGGAUGACAGUGAACCGUCGCCCGCUCCUCCCGCCAAAGUCACACAAAAACGUCAGUCGACAAGCAACCAAAAAGCGGCAAGCGUCAUUUCGAGUCGUCGAACGAGUGACAAAGCCAAGGACUUGCCCUUUCUCGACAAGGGGAACAAGUCUGCCGGCACUGUCUUUUGUUCCUCCGAGAGUGACUCCGAUUCGAAGAGUAGCAGCGACGCGAGUGUCGAGUCGCAAAAACGCACCGUUCCCGCCAAAAUUACCAAACGCAAGUCUUCGAGUGCGGUAUCGCACAAAAGUACUUCCAGCGGUGUGGGAACGUCGACAGGCACGAAUGCCAGUAGUAGUAACACGGGUAGACCUCGUGGAAGGCCUCGCACGAAAUCCGUGUUCAAAGAGAACGAGUCUUCCAGUCAGGGGUCUGUUAAAGAACCCGAAAUUAAAACUCCCACAAAGACGAAAGACGAGCCUGCGCGAAGAUUGUCGACAACAACAACUCCUUCGUCGACAAAUACGACACCCGCAAAAUCAACUACUCGCGGAAGACGAGACAGCAAAGUACAAAUUAGUGAAAAUGCGACGACACCUUCGUCUCGCAGAAGAACGUCUGAUGUUAGUACGAGUGAAACGACGUCUCCCGCUGUGGAUGCCAAGCCAAGAAGGCAUUCCACGCGACGAGAUUCUCUCACGAGUCCCCUUAAAGACAAAAUUUCUGCAGCAAGUGAAUCAAGAGUCACCGAUAAGAAAGAUCUUGAAGACACAGACGACACCAAAACAACAAGAAAACGUAAAUUAUCUACAACAAUCACUCAACCAGAAGACGAAGAAAAAUCCAAACCCGAAAAAUCUGAAAAAUCACCUGAAAGAGAACUUCCAACAACAAAGACAGACGAGACAAAUGACAAAACCGGUAUCGUCACACCUACGAAGCGCGAAUCGGAUCCGAUUGUGAAUGAAUUACCUUCCACGGAGGCAAUUAUUGACAAAGUCAAGACACCAGUGAAGGAACUCGAAAACUCGUCGAGACCUGAAUCGAGAUUGUCGAAUCCGACACCCGAAAAACACAAGUCUCCUGUGAAGAAACCAACGAGAACGAGUUCCGACAUGGAAAUUGAUCCAAUGAAUUCGCCGCCGUACAUCGCUCAACUCACAAGUCAAAAGAUUCCCGAGCCUUCGACGAAAAUUUCUGACAUUUCCAAAAAUAAUGGUCCCAAAUCGAUCUUUGAUCUCAAUGAUGAUCUUGCCGAUACGACAGAACCGCAUUUCGAAGUUCCCCCAACGCCGUUGGCUUUCACGUCGCAUCACAAUGAUUGGCUGAAAGUCGAUGCGAAUGAAGAUACGCAACAGGCAACAAUGGAUUUGGUCCAGAAAUUGCGUCAGAAUAAGCAAAAGAAGCAAAAUCCUGACGCGAUGUUGUCUGAACAGGAUUUGAAUCAAAAGACAGACUUAAGUGCAUUAGAGUUGGAUAUCAAGAAACCAGAAGAUUCGCUUUUGGACUUGAACAAACCCGAAAAUGACGAUGUCUUUGAUCGCCCUCUCGAUAAACUCAAUCCUUGUCGAUUGGCGGGACUUAAUGCGACGCAAGAUACGAUCAUGUCGCAACAAAAGCAACAAUUACUCGGAAAUCAGGCGACAAAUUGCAUGGGAUCACCAAAUUUCAAUCAAGAUUCCUUCAUGUAUGGUCGUCGAUGGAACGAAGCAGAGAUCAUUGCGAGACGAAGAUCGGUUUCAUCAUCUCCCGCGUCGACAGUUUCCGACAAUACCGAAUUACAACAACAACAACAAUUGCAUCAAAAUCAACAAAAUCCAAUGAACGACAACAAGAAUCAGGCUCAAAUGCAUCAAAACAUUCCAUGUUCGCAACUUCCAACUAACCAAAACAUGCAACAAAUGCCACAAAUGAUGCCUUCGAAGCCAUUCGACAAUCAAGUUUCACAGCAGCAGCAGCAACAACAACCGAUGUUGUCACAAGAUCAGAUCCCGUUACAGAUGCAAAAUCAAAACCAAAUGCCUCAUGGUCAACAACCGAUGGUGACAUUCCCUCCAUUUAAUCAAAUGCAAAUGCCACAGCAGCAUCGCCCACUCAAACCGGAAUGCAUGUUCUUCAAUCAGCAACAGCAGCAAGGUCAGAAACCGCUUGGAGCAAGUCCCACUUAUCAAAUGGGUCCUCGCGGUAUGUUCCCCAAUGCUGCUAGUCGCAUGCCAAACAAAGAUAUGAACAUCCAAAAUUAUCGUCAAACGAAUCCCAUGUUCAUGAACAGCAAUGCGAACAUCUUGGAGAACAAUUUGCUUCCGAUGGGUUCACCAAAUGCCCAACCACAGCCCGAUUUGAAGAUCAAAUCUUCGCCGCAUAGCAAUAAAAAUGCCAUGAUGCAACCCGAUAUGAAUUUGCAACAACAACAAAAUCUGCUUCCGCCGCAACAAAUUCCGCAAGUUACGCAACAAACUCCCGCAAUUCCCGAUCGCAAAUCAUCCGUGCAGCAAUCCACCGUGUCACUUGCUGACAUCAAAAAAUCUCCCGCCAAAACGGCGCCGAAACUCAGUGUUCGCAAUACGUACCAACAAAACAUCGAAAAUAUGCAGAAUCAAGUUCGUUCGCCGCAUUUGAACACGAAAAUGAGUCCUGGCAAGAGUCCGCGACAAAUGGAUAUGAUAAACAAACAAGCGAACGAGAAGCGUGGCAAGGGAUCGACUACGAUGGGCGAACCGCCAGCUGUGAAGGGACGUCAAAAGAGCAAUAGCACGAAGAAUUCCGGUCAAAGUAAUCGUGGCAGGAAUUCGGGAGGCGGCAAUAAAAAAGGACGAACCAAACCGCUGCCAUUCAACGACUUUGAUUUUGGCGGCACAAAUCACAGUAAUUUGGCGGGAACAGCUUACGAUCUCGAUCUUGUCGAGGAGGAAAAUUACAAACUUGAGAACUUCCGUACUUCGUUGUUGCGCGAUCGCAAAAAGUCGAAUGACACAUCUUCCAUGGAUUACUUGAAAUCACGCGAACCAUCGCAAUCUCCCAAAUUUUCCAGUCCUAAAAAUCGUUCUGUUUACUCGUCGGCAGCGAAUACGCCAACUGCUGGUACAACGCCAUCUGGAAAUACGCCGUUGCAUCAACAAGGCCAUCAUCCAUUAAUGACUCCUGAGGUUAAUAACACUUCAACGCAUUCGAUGACGCCAAAUUCGAAUGUUUCGACGUCAUUACAUGACAUGGUGUUGCCUGUAUUGCCGGGACCUGUUGAUAUGAGAACUUAUAGUAGUUUCGAUAGUAGUGCGAAUAACGAAUUAUUUAACAAUCACUUACUUGGGGCAUUCGAUAGUGGAACUGCGGAUCACACAAUGGCUGAAAUUGACGAAGAAAUGGAGAAAGAAUUGCAAAGUGCUCUUAAGGCAAGCAAUUCUAAAGCCAAAGAAACGCCAGUUUCAACCACGAUCACGACCACAGAAUCCACAACAGUUACAAAUGCCACAAAUAGCAUAACGACAGUUGUGACGACAAAUAAAACAACUACUGUAACAGCAAUCGUGCCAGAACCAGUCGAAGAAGCUUCCGUUGAUUCUGAUACAAUGAAAGUUUCCUUCUCUGACUCACGAAAUCAGUUGAAACUCAAGAUCAAAGGUCCCUUGGCGCCCGAUGGUUAUUCGUCGUCAAGUUUCGUUCAAAAAACUGUCGAACAAUCGAUCUCACAAGCUCCAGCUCCUGCCUCUUCCGGCUUACGUCGCAUGCGUAAAAAGGAAUUGCUUCGGCAAUACUGGAAUCAAGACGCAAAUCUCGAUGAUCAAACGUCAUCGUCGAUGGGCGACACGAAUCCAAGUGUUCCUACAUACAGUUUGCCAAAUCGCGUGUCGGGCAUUCCAAAAGCCGUCGAUUCCAUGAGUUGCAUUCCAACGAAAGAAGAUUACAAAGAUUAUGCCGUUGUUGAUACGAAGAAACGGAAGAAGGUUAGUGGCUUGCAACGAGAGUUGCGACAAUUGACGGGCGUCGUGGAAGAUGAGACAGUUGAACGAAGACGAAGCAUCGGUGCGGGCAGUGAUAAAUCGUCGAAUGCCAGUACUUCGGGUCGAGGUCGUUUGAAUCGAUCGGGACCUGCAGUUGGCCAAACGUUGAAAAUGAAGAUCAAAAUCGGCAUGAAUUAUAUCGAGCCAGCUACGGAGGAAGUCAGACAAUCUGACAGACCGCCGAAGAAACGACAUGAGAACAUGGUGAAUUACAGUUUGGAGGACUUGCGACGCGACAGUUUGAACUUUCGCAAGCAAGUUUACGCGGAUUACGAUAAAAAGGACAAAGUCAAGGAAAAAGGGUCGGAUAAGGAGAAGAAAAAGAAGAAGAAGGAUAAGAAACGCAAGGUUGAGGUUAUUGAGAAUAAUCAGAAAUUCGUAUUGAAGAUCAAGAAACCGAAGUUGGAUGAGAAUCCAUCGACGGAAUCAGUUCUCAAACCAGAAGCUCCCGCAAAUGCGUUCGAUCCUAAUGCGAAAGAUCCCUUAUCAACGCCCUCUGCAUCCGAAACAGUCCCGAAACUCAAAUUGAAACUGUCAAGAACAUCUGGCACCACUGACAGCUACACCCUGGCAUCCAAAGAAAAGACUCCCGCGAAGAAACAGAACAAAAAACAAACGUCGACUUCCAAAACGAACAAUCAAAAAGGCACCAAAAAAGAAUCCGCUCCCAUAAAGAAACGCGAACUUACCGAAUGUCGUCUGCAACUAGAGAAAUUAGAUCAAGAUACAAUUAAAAAAUUCGUCUCAAAGACAAAUCCUUCAAAUUCUCCCUUGACGGCGGGCGGUAGUGACGUUGUCAAUGACAAUGACGCUGCUAAAGCUGACAAGACUCCUGUUGACUCGCAUUUAGGUGCUGCUAAUGAGAUUAAUAGUAAUUCUAACCUAAAUAUUAGAAGUAGUAGUAAUAAUAACACAAACCUUAGUGAAAGUUGUAAUUCGAAAAAAGAUGAGCCAGUUAACAUGCAGAAAAAUAGCGAACAAGAUACGGUGCAAAACUCGGGUGAUGCCAUAAAACCUCCCGCUGACCAAUCGAAAGAUUGCGAAGUGAGGUGAUAAGGCAACACUUUCUCUCCCCUUUAAAAAAAAAUAGAAUAGAAUUUUAAUAAAAAAAAAUGACGCGCGGCCUGAGAAAUUCUGAGCUUUUACUUGGCUACAUAGAUAGGAUCGAGGGAAAUACGUGGGGCGGGAAGUAGAAUAGCAUAGAAUUUGGACGAAUUUCUUAAAUAACAAAAAAAAAACUGAAAAAAUAAUUUUUUAAAAUAAAUAAAUUUGUAAAAAAAAACCUUUUUAGAAAAAAUCACAAAAAAAAUAAAUUAAUCAUAACUGACAGUAUUUUUUCAGUAAAACGCGUCUUCAGGUCAAUUAUAAAAAUAGAAAAAUAAAAAAAUCAGGUUUUUCAUUCGAGUUAGAACUUUUUUCCAUAUCAAUCAAAGCAAUUGAUCUCUUCUUUGUAAAAAAAUAAAAAUCUAUCUUCUCAAAAAAAAAUCCUACCACGUAACGGAAGAAGAGCAGGAAGAGACUCGCAGAUUUUUUCAGUUCCUUAAAUUAUUAACGGCUCUUUUCACUUUUAUUUUUCAUAUUUACUAACACCCGAAAAAAAAACAUUUAUUUAUGAUUUUACUUUUAAAACUGCAAUAAAUUUUAAUGAUAAUAUUUAAUGAACAAAAGUUACGUUUUAGAUAAAAAAAAAGAAAAGAUGAUAAAAAUACAUAAAAAGGCUGCUUUAUCAUUAAUAUUAUUUUAGUAAUAAAAAUGCUCCUUAUUUUUUUAAUUUGUUUGAAAAUUAUCUGUGAAUCAAA
Messenger RNA from Culicoides brevitarsis, 10048 nucleotides. RefSeq names its product PHD finger protein rhinoceros (gene rno). Gene Ontology annotation, biological process: regulation of transcription by RNA polymerase II. The record is from RefSeq and is a predicted model, not a curated record. The transcript is spliced from 5 exons. Lineage: Eukaryota; Metazoa; Arthropoda; Insecta; Diptera; Ceratopogonidae. The coding region runs from base 606 to 9302 and encodes 2898 amino acids.